Molecule: messenger RNA, 2077 nt
Organism: Exophiala dermatitidis NIH/UT8656
Lineage: Eukaryota; Fungi; Ascomycota; Eurotiomycetes; Chaetothyriales; Herpotrichiellaceae
Product: 3,4-dihydroxy-2-butanone 4-phosphate synthase
Exons: 1
Coding region: 815-1552 (245 amino acids)
Biological process (GO): riboflavin biosynthetic process; aerobic respiration
Cellular component (GO): mitochondrial intermembrane space; cytosol
Molecular function (GO): 3,4-dihydroxy-2-butanone-4-phosphate synthase activity
Source: RefSeq, a predicted model, not a curated record
UGAGGAAUCAUUGGAAACUCUACACCUCAACGCGCAUUAAAUAAGGUUUUCUUGAUCCUGUACCAGGAUCCGAUUCCAGGCUCAGCGUCCGUAUAUUUCCGCCCCGCCCGCUCCGAAAGUAGGAUCUCGACCUUCUCUUUCUUUUUUUCGACUGUCUACUACCACUACCAAUUGUGACAGAAAAGCCAAUCGGUGACUCUGUUCUGCUCUGCUUUGCCAACUAUUUACAGGAACGAUCGGCCUGCCAAUCCGAUCGAAAUAUAACAUUACCAAAUUGUUUGGUUAUUUUAUUGCGACAAUUGGGCUGUUAUCCUGAGCGUCGCGCGCACGCAAAAGAACGAAAGAAGAGCAGAGGAAUCUCAGGCGCUCUUGGGCAUUGGAUCUACGUCAGCAUUUCCGACUGAAUUGGGGGACGUUGGUUUUUGUGGAAUUCGACUGGUGGUUCUGGUUCUCGUGGCUUUGGGAUUGCCAGAGAUACUAGUAUUUGCGCUCUCGGUCGACUUGGAUAUCGUUCGACUCGGGAGGACGAAGAGUGCCGGUUUAGCAAUUGCAAUUUGUUUGCGCUGCGUCUGAAACGUUGAAAGGUUAUUGCUUGGAAUUCAAAAAGCCGGGAGAUUGAAAUCGAAGGCGAAAGUGGGUGCGAUCGAACAAGGGUUCAAGAGGUCAGCUGGAAGACGAACGCGACUUUAACAAAAAAAACGGAUUGAAAGCUUUGGGUCUGGUUUGAGAGGAGCAACAUCAACAUCAAACUAGAGCCAAAUUCAAACGGCGAAGCCGCAGCACAUCAGAGACCACGCUCUUAUCUAUCUUCAAAAUGCAUCCCCCUUCCACAGAAGUCUCCAAAGGCUUCGACACAAUCGCCUCGACAAUCGAAGCCUUCCGCAACGGCGAGUUCAUCGUCGUUCUCGACUCACAGGACCGCGAGAACGAAGGCGACCUAAUCAUCGCAGCCGAGGACGUGACGACGGAAAAAAUGGCAUUCAUGGUCCGCUACACCAGCGGACUAAUCUGUGCUCCUUUAACGUCCCAGCGAGCCGCUGAGCUAGCACUGCCGCAAAUGGUGGUGGACAACGAAGACCCCAACCGCACGGCAUAUACUGUUUCAGUGGACGCUACAGAUGCAACAGUCACGACGGGCAUUUCGGCGCACGACCGCGCCCUGACUUGCAGAACUUUGGCGAGUCCGAAAGCCAGUGUGUCUAGUUUUCGAAGACCAGGCCAUGUGUUCCCGCUUAAAGCAAGGGAUGGUGGUGUCCUCGAACGGACGGGCCAUACUGAGGCCGCGGUCGAGUUUUGUCGCUUAGCGGGGAAGCAGCCCGUUGGUGUUAUUUGUGAAAUGGUUGAUGAUGGGCAACAGAUCCCUGGACGGGCGGAGAUGAAGGAUCCGGGGAUGAUGAGGAGAGACGCUUGUCUUGAGUUUGGGAGGACGUGGGGGUUGAAGGUCUGUACGAUUGAGGAUUUGGUGCGGUAUGUUCAGAACGAGAAAGACGCGGCCGCCCCGGCCAAUGGCAGUGCCAGUGCUGGCAGAAGAGUGAAUGGACACGAUCAUUGAUGGUGAGCAAUGAGGUAUGGUGAGAAAUAAGGAUAUAUUGGUCUGGCUUCUGGUCGAGGCGAAGGAUGGGAAGGUCAGGGUGGUUGUUCGAACGCGCCGCUGUGGGCAACGAGGACGAAGUGUGACUACUACCUGUCCUCGUCCUCGUCCUUUCUCACCGCGAUACAGGUAAUCUCUUGUUAGGUUUCUGGUGUCCAUCCAUCUCACCUCUUCGUCUCCGCCAUAAGUUUCAUUCCUUCCAUCUUGUCUGCCAUGCCAUGGAGACUUCGGUCACAAGAAGUAGUCCACGGGGUGCCCUGAAAGACCUAGGACCUCAGUAUCGAUGUCGCCUCGAAUGUGAUACAUGAUACUAGUACGGCAUUGAUAGCUCUACCAGGGAGUGCCUUCGAGCAUCCUGUGAGGUAUGAGCGAGCGUGUCCAGUGACCCAGUGAUGGGGAUUUAAAAGUCCGCUGGCUGCUGCCUACUAAUGUACAAUGGUACGCCAUAAAAGAAGAAGUAGACUGGCAAACAAAAGAUAAGCUGCA